Fonsecaea multimorphosa CBS 102226 is the source of this 1146-nucleotide messenger RNA. RefSeq lists its product as uncharacterized. The record is from RefSeq and is a predicted model, not a curated record. Gene Ontology annotation, cellular component: nucleus; pre-snoRNP complex. Gene Ontology annotation, biological process: maturation of LSU-rRNA from tricistronic rRNA transcript (SSU-rRNA, 5.8S rRNA, LSU-rRNA); snoRNA localization; box C/D snoRNP assembly. The transcript is spliced from 2 exons. Lineage: Eukaryota; Fungi; Ascomycota; Eurotiomycetes; Chaetothyriales; Herpotrichiellaceae. The coding region runs from base 1 to 1146 and encodes 381 amino acids.
AUGCAGGAAACAAGUGCCGACGUGUUGUUGACUGAUCUUUGUGCCAUUUGCCACGUCAAUCCCAUCAAAUACACUUGCCCUCGAUGCGGAGUGCACACAUGCUCCCUGCCAUGCGUCAAGCGCCACAAGUCAUGGGCUCAGUGCUCAGGCGUUCGAGACCCUUCUGCCUACCGGAAACGAGCUGAUUUGGCCACACCAAGCUCUGUCGAUCAGGACUUCAACUUCAUCACUUCCGUCGAGAGAUCUCUGGCCCGCGCGGACGAGCUUACCCAAAGCAAGGGCAUUGACUUGGUCCCUAGUGGACUCGUCCGAAAAGGCCAGGAUGCUAAACGAAAGUUUGAUGCCGAGAUCGAAAAGAGAGGGAUAUCCUUGAUCAGGGCGCCCUUGGGGCUGUCAAGACACAAACAAAACAAGUCGCAUUGGGCGGGCCAUGGAAAGUGUCUCAUGUGGACGACUGAAUGGUUGUGCUACGAUGGCGACAAGAGAACUUGUAAUGUUCUCGAGUCGAGGACGGUCGAGGAAGCCUUUCUGAUCGCAUUUGGGAAACACGCCAUCAACCGCAAGAAACGCAAGCGAAGUGAUGCUGAAACAACAUCUGUUUCAGCCCCUCGCCCCACCGAUCAAUAUGUUCCGCCUGUCGCUGCCAGAGAAGUCAAUGGGCGAACGUCGCAUGCUGGAAGUUUGGAGGGGAACUCUCAGAAUCCAGAAUCAGAAUCGACCGCCCAUGAACUCGUGACUGACCAGAAGCGCACGGACACGACUCACAGCCCGACACAAAGGAAUGGGCAGCAUCCAGGAACUCUAUAUUCAUCACAGAACCUCAACUUUUAUCUUUUCAAGCCGAACACAAUAUCGAAAGUGAAAUGUGUGAUUCCGGUUGCUUCGGACUCGAAGCUGGUUGAUGUUCUUCGCAAUCAGACCAUCCUGGAGUUUCCGACCUUCUAUGUUGGAUAUGAUGGCCCCGAGGGUUUGCCUGAUCCAUACAUCACUGAAGAAGAUUACAACAAACAGUACGGGGCAGAAGUGCCGAUCAACCUGCCAACCUACGACCCGAGGGACAAAGCAGAUGAGGAAAACCUUGCCUCGUUGGACAAUAUUGACGAGAAGAAGGUUUUGGAAGUCCUUCAAAAAGACCUGGACGGCUGA